Molecule: messenger RNA, 3333 nt
Organism: Colletotrichum graminicola M1.001
Lineage: Eukaryota; Fungi; Ascomycota; Sordariomycetes; Glomerellales; Glomerellaceae
Exons: 2
Coding region: 1-3333 (1110 amino acids)
Source: RefSeq, a predicted model, not a curated record
AUGGAGAACGAACCGCCUUCUGCUACCUCUUCGAGGCGGGGUCGCCUAAUGGGCAAGCUCUUCGCCAUGAAGGAGAAAGAUCGUAAGCCGACGGCUGAAGAGAAGGGGAGCAGCAUCAACGACUUCCUCAACGGCCCCUCCGACACUCUACAGGUCGCCCACGCGACGCCCGCCUCCGCCCUUCCCACUCUAUCGAAGCUCGACACAACAGCUGCCUCCCGCUACCCUCAAGCGCUGUCUGUUGCUAAUAAUCACUCCCAGCAGAGCUUGACCCUCCCAUACCAUCCCGCGCGUAGCCCUGGACACAGCCCUGGCGUCCCACCUCGGAGCCCGCGGCGCAACAACAGGAAGGGACUAAACGUUCGAUUCGUGGAUACUUACCCUGAGAUUAUUGGAGAGGGUGGUGAGGAGUCGGAGAUCCCCGCCAUCGAGGUAUCAAGACGCAAGAAGCAGCACCCCCCUCCAUCUCCCGGCCGCAGACCCAUUGCUGCUGUCCACGACUCUCCUAUUCGACCACCCUCUGCGCCCAAAGAGGACCCAGACUUCAUCCCAGGCCGGUUGCGACGGACACAGACAGGCUUUUCAACCAUCAGUGACGAGCCCUUUGAGCCCAAGGAACCCCUUCCUACUCAUAGGGAGGUUGCGCCAGGCAAUGCCGUCUCUGCACCCUACCUUGACACUUCAGCCAAUGCAAAGGACGAGAACCGCAAGUCCUUCAUCGAACUUCAACAGGCUGAGAUGCGGCAGGCCGAGGGUAGAGCAUUUGCGGAGGCUGCGCGCUCUGCCAGCCAGCCCUCACAUCCCGAGCACGAGCAGUAUGGGGGCCAAACACCUCUCACACCUCAGAUACAGGAAUCACCGACAAGAUCGUCACUGCCACCCGCCAAGAUUCCUUUGCCGCCGAGAUCCCCGGAAGAUCAGAGAAAGCUUCCUGAUCAAAGUCCAACCUCUAUGUAUUCAAGCAGCACUGAUUACACCCAACCGGGCAAUGCUAGCUUCUCUCGACAGGCUUCUCUUAGCUCUCAACACAACAUGGCCCCUCCUUCUGCCGCGAUGGGCUCCCGACAGCCCUCUUUCAAUAUGCACGAUGCGGUUCUGGCUGUUGGCGAUGACGCCCUUGACGCAUUUGUCACGCGCACUCGACACCUCAACGAGCUUUUUAGACUUCACGCCGAGACAAUCAAGCCUCUUUCGGCCUGUUCACAGAAUGAAAUGGCGCGUGCUGCUUUGUGGUGGUUCUUGAAAGGCCGUAUGGCUCUGGAAGUUGCAGUCCGAGCGCGACCCAGCAGCCCUCAAGGUCAGAUACAGAACGACAUGGACCGCCAGCAGGCUUACGCCAACCUUGCCAAGGGAUACUGGCUUUCGGAGGAGGCCAUUCCUGAGCUCUUGGAGAACAAGCAACUUGCUCCAGAUGCGGGCAUCAAUGAAAUUCGGUCAACACUUGUGACAGCGCUUAAGAAGCUGGCUGUCUCAAUGAAGAGAAACGGUUCCCUCCCACCUGAAGAGGCGUUUUUGCCUCAGACCAUCGACAAAUCCAUCUGGGUUGAGUAUCCGAGACUCAGCGUGGACAUGAUUGCGCUCCUGACAGCCGACUCAUCUGCGGCUAUGACGGGCGUCGUCCGCACCCCUUCGCCUUUGGAGAUAUUGCAGACUCUGCCUCCCGGCGAUACAGCUGAAAACUUCACGUUUGGUAGAAUCAACACUGAUGUGUUUCUGAUGGAGCAGGGCAUGGAUUCUCGGAGAUUCUACUUCCCCUGCCUGCUGACUAUGAUCCGACCCCAGAAACAGCCGAACCUUGCUUUCAUCAUUGCCAGCCAGCAUGGAGAAGUAAACCUCCGAAUCCAGGGAAACAAGGCCAUUGGCCCGACCUGGGACGAUGUUCGCUGGCGCAACGAGACUUGUUCGCUUGAGGUGAAACUACCUCGUGGCUUCAUGAUUGUUGCGCAGUGCUCGCAGCAAGAUUACAGAAUGCUCUGGAGUAUGUACGAUUUUGGUGCUAAGGUCCAGUCAACACUUUACCCCAGAGCAGAGGAGCACUGUGUUUUCCGUUCUACAUUGCGUUCAUUCCAGUACUUCGAUUCAGACCCCCAAGCCAGGGCAUUUCCCAAGGAGCCCGUGCAAGGUUGCGACAUCGCGCUAUUCGAGAAGAUUCAUAAGGAGCACGCUGCUGCCGGUCCUCGCGCAUACCAUCGCGGCUUCAGAAUCGCAGUUGUCAGUGGUCCUCACACGAGAACCCUUAGUGGCAUCAACCACAGUUACUCGCCACAGAUGCCAAUUCCCUUUGGAUUCCUUAGAUCGGACGCAGGCGAACCGGCUCUAUUGCUCAAAUACGACAACGGUCGUCAGAAGGUGACCAUGGUGAUCUCGUUCGGCGAUGAGAGGGAGCGGUCCCAGUUCCACAACAUGCUCGCCGGCACUUCCGUGCACAAGGAUGAAACUAUAUAUGCCGAUGUCCCUCUACUCGGAUUCUCCAUUUCCACCGGCCUGGAAGGAGGCAGGUAUCUUCCAGGUGUUAGUCAGGUUCCCUGGACGUCCCUUCGAGUCAUCAAUGAAGACGCGGAUGAGGACUAUCCACGUACGGUUCUGUCAGACAGAUUGAGGGUGGUUGUCGAAUCCAAACAAGGCUCCCUUACUGAUCGAGUGAACCUUCAACCUGGCGAGCUGAGAGUCAGACUGGAGGUUCAGGACACAAAAUCUCUGGUGGUGAUGCGUCAGCCGCAAUUCGACAUGACUUCGAUGGUAGCGGAUGGGUCUGUUGACAAGGACGUGCCCAAGGCGAUGUCGGAUCUGCUCCAGAUGCUGCAGACGACUCAGACCAUCCGCACUUACAGUUUCCCGACCCAGAAAGAUCUCCACGCCUUCCAGGCCGCCUUUACAGGCUUCAGCGUCAUCUUUGAUGGCCUUGCGGCUGCAUUUGCCAUAUCUCGUCGGCGAAUGGUGGUCCCGAUCCACAAGAAAUGGGAGGCUGGAUUGACCCGAGUUCAGGUGGUACAGCAGGGUUCCGUCAUACAGCUGCUUGCAUUCUUCCCCGAUUUCCAACAUGGACAAUGCAUGAACUUUCAAUUGAAGGGCACAGAUGUCUAUGAGAUGGUUUCGCGAAGUGGUAAGGCAGGUAUCAAGUUUGUUGACGCCAAAUUCCCAUUGCCGCGGAUGCCUAACGGCAGCGACGGACCGUCAGACGACAUGGGAUUCAUCUGCCUGGACCUUCCGGAUCUGCCGGGAGAGCACGAUGACAUAUCGCUCCUCUUCGAGAACGAAGCGGAACGCGACCGCCUGUGCCAGUGUCUCCCGGCACCUGUCAAGGGCGCCUCCAGAUCGCUGAGAGGCAAAUAA